Molecule: messenger RNA, 11329 nt
Organism: Amoebophrya sp. A25
Lineage: Eukaryota; Dinophyceae; Syndiniales; Amoebophryaceae
Source: the annotation of a GenBank genome assembly
GGAACAUCAAUCAGAGGCAUACUAGGGAAACAACCCUGUGCGCGAAGGGCAGGAACUUCAACGAGAAAAGACUGUGUUCAGAAGUAUGGAACGUUUGGUACCCUUCGAACACGAGACGUCGAAGUGAAGCAAGAAGGUCGGCUCUUCUCUAGUUUUCUCUCGGAACAGGAUGAUUUCUUAAUAUUGUACUUGAGAGAGAGAAAGAGAGAGACAAUAAAAGUGAAGCCUAGCAUGUCAGAUCUCGUCCUGUAGAAAAAAAUUGAUGAAAACGCGAAAAAAGGAGCAGUAGUGAGCAAAAAAGAACUCAGUCUCAUGACAUCACUGAGUAACGACUUUUACCCCGUUUCGUAUCCUAUUUACUCUAAAGACAAUAGGACCUUUUCUUCUAGGUGAUUGUUCAAAGUGGGUCGAAUAAUUUUAGUUCAAAGCUGAAAUGUUCUAGUUUCAUUACAGUACAAUAAUGGAUAAGGAUUUGAAUUUGUUGUAGUGUUUCUAUUGCAUCAAUGAAAUCUUCAGUAUACAAUUCUCAGUAUUACACUAGCAUACUUUUUACAAGUAAAGAAUACCCACUGAAUUUUUUUCGAAAAAAAUGGUUGAUAUUCUCCAUCAGUUCACUGAUUCUCAGCGUAGUCUAAUACUGCUCUUUUGAGCUUCACGACUCAUCAAAAUUUGUAUUUACUCGUCCAUAAUUCUCUAUUUUCCUACUCCUGACUAGUAGUUUGCACGUGGUUCUUUGUCUUCAGCGUGACAACUGCUACAGAAGUGUUGGUAUACUAUAAAUAUUGAUCAUCUGUAAAGCAAAUUUGAAUGGUCAUUUCCCGUUUGUAUGCAAUUUGGCGGGUAUAGCAGGACCAGAGUCAAGCGUGAGGGCGGAUCGAAGCAUAGUCCUGUAGGUCGUGCGAGACAUUGUAGAGGAGCAUCCUCAUAUUCUACAAGUCGCACACGGGUGGCAAGCAGAAAAGCGUGUUUGUACAAGUAGUUUUCGUGAUUUCUGAAAUCAAUGUUGAGAUACUAAAAAAUCGAUUGACCUUCUUCUCUUUUUGUGAUACCUCAGAGGUUGUACGAGGAUUAGUAGUUGUCUUCCAAAAUUUGGAGCGCAGCUCUAUAUUAUAAUCUCGUUCUUGUAUUUCUGUUUUCACUUUGAACAUCAACUUCAAGUUGCCCACUUCUUGUCCGUGGAGGUUGUCUGUUGUUCUUUUUUUGUGGCUGGUUUAGUAGUCUGACUUUGUUCUGAUCGACAUCGACAACAAGCAACCAGCACAAGCGAAGUACAAGUACAAUAAGAACAGCGAAUCAUCUACGAGAAGCGGAACAGUACAAGCAUCUUCAUCCGAAGCAAGAAAUAGACGAGAUGACGUCGUCGCCGAACAAUGCUGCCUCAAGCGGCCUGCUCGUACGCAGCUGCAACUACCAUUUGCAAGGAAAGGCACUGUUGAAAAAUGUCGACUUCGACUGUGAGGCUGGGCAGUUGACCGGUAUCAUCGGACCGUCUGGCGCUGGCAAGAGUGUUCUCUUAAACAUGCUCACUUUCGGCACCAACAUGCCGAAGGAUGACGCGUUGAAAGAAUUCUUGAAGAGCAAGGCCGAAAAGGAAGACGAAGCGCGCACGGCUUGCAGACCGAGAAACUUGCUGCAGGUCUUGACGUUUUUGAAGAUACUAUUUUUCUUCAUUGAAGUAGAACCUUUCUUGUGAAGAUUACGUCACCUCCAAAUACGUCGUAUUACAGUAAGUUUUUUCUUGCAAGAACAGUUUUUGUACCUGAUACCAUCUACGAGGAAAAUCUCAACAAAUUCAGGCGGACCUUUUCUUCACCUCCGUCGGAGAGGAUGGAGCCAAGACGACGGAGAGUAUGCAAUCUUUGCAGGAUUUCACACAGCAUUGUGCCUACGUCCCAGCAGUGGAUGCGCAAUUUCCGACUCUGACGUGUCGCGAAGUGCUUGCGAACACAGCGGCUUAAGGCUCUAUCAGUAUCCAGAGAUGAAGAUUACUGAAAAAUGAAAGAAUAAGUAGCACUAGAAAUUUCCUACGCAACUACAUUAUAAGUUCUAGUAGUUCGAACAGCAUGCUUUAAGAAUAAGAUCGUAAUCGUAAGAGUAUCUAGCAGCUAGUAUGUGGAAAUAACUCUCUAAUCCCGAAUCUUAUCCAACGACACGCCCGAAGAAAUCGCUGACCGUGUCGAGGCCUUGUUGGAUUUGUUGGGGUUGCAAAAGUGUGCUGACACCAAAGUUGGAGGCUACGUUGGCAUGAAAGGCAUGAGCGGCGGGCAAAAGAAACGAUUGGCUUUGUUAUGGAAGAACACGAACAAGAACGCAUUGUAUUUUAGAAGUUCUCUCAUGAUUGUCAUUGGUAACGAAAUAAAUGCAUGGUAGGUACUCAUUGUCAUUGGUAACGGAAAUGCAUUGUAUUGCACCUCAUUGGUAACGAAAUAAAUGCAUGGUAGGCAUUGUCAUUGUCAUUGGUAACGAAAUAAAUGCAUGGUAGGCAUUGUCAUUGUCAUUGGUAACGAAAUAAAUGCAUGGUAGGUAUUGCACUUUUGUAUCUUCAUGUGAUGCCUCCAGUCGUGAAUGUUAAAUCGCUGUCGACAUCGACCAACUUGAACUUCAACUAGAGUAACCACAACUCAACAUUUAGUUUCUACCCUUCUAACACCCGGAGUCGCUUUGUUGCGUGAGCCGAAAAUCCUCUACAUGGAUGAACCCACAAGUGGAUUAGACGCAGCAGCGGCUUUUCAUGUGAUGAAGGUGAUCAAAGAUCUCGCCGAGCGCUUUCAACUUUGCGUCAUCGCCACUUUGCAACAGCCUCCAAGCGCUGUCUUCCAGAUGCUCGACAAAGUGCUUGUUUUGUCCAAGGGACAAGUGGCUUAUUCUGGCGCUCGUUCCAAAGUUCUCCCGUGGUUCGAGUCCAUUUCCCAAAAACAGUGUCCGGCUGGCAGCAAUCCCGCUGAUUUCGUUUUGGAUCUGGUGAAUGCCCGCUUCGAUCAAGAUGCGUUUCUAGAGCAGGAGUUGGAGACGGUUCCCAAAGACGAGGACGGCCCUUCUGGCUAUAAGUUAUGGAUUUGGAUGUCGAGCUCGAGGUUGAAGAAAUAUUUAAUAUAAUUGAUUGGACUUGGAUGUACUGAGGUUGCACUAUCAUCUUCGAUAAACCUUCGGCCGUUAGUAGAGGUAUCUUCCCUCGAAGAAGAAAGGUACUUCAAAAGACCAUUUCCAAAUUUGACCUCUACCUCUAAGGACCGCACAAACCACACCAACCGGUGGCGUCAAAGGUCGUGGUUCUGCCAACGCGGAUAUGCCUGGGAUCACGAUGAUGGUCGAUAAGAUCUUACUUCAGUGGUCUGUCUUACAGGCAAGCAAAAAAGCAUGGUACAACACGUUGGAUGCUAAAGGCGCUGCCUUUGCGGCAAUCGCUACUGGAGGAAAGGACGCGGUUGCGAAAGCUAAGACUUCUUCAUUUGACUCGUGAGCGUGGUAGUUUUAGAAUCUUUGGAUAUAAGGAUAUAAGGUAUCAAAAUGGGGCUGACAGGACGACGAUAGCGCCGACGCUUAGUUAGUUUUAGCAGUUAACAAUAACAGGAUACUUUAGGAUACUUGUUGAUAGUUGCCCUUUUCUCUUUUAUAUCUUCCUCUGGUCUGUCUUUUUUCUAGUUAGGUCGGCUCCACCACAAAGAUAUAAGGUAUCAAAAUCUUCAAGUUGUAGUAGUAUUUAACUAAAUCGACGAGGAGUACGACGAGAAAUAGGAUUCAUUUCCAACAUCACUGCUGCUUCUAAGAAGCAAGACGAGCAGCAAGUUUACGAGCACGCUUUGAAAGCGGUUCCGCGUAAAAACGUGAGUACGAAGGCGUCGCGUCUGCGUGCAGUCAUGAAGAGGGAGUGGAAGAUUGCUACCACUGAUCCGAUCUUGUAUUUGAUGCGGGUGGUCAUCAUGUGGUUCACGAACGUGUUUAUGAUAGCGCUGUGGUGGGAAGGAAGAGAUUACACCGUCGAAUUCGUCAUGUCCAAAGUUUGGCCGUUGAUGAUGGUAUUUUAUUAUUUUUUCCAUUUUUUUAGAUUCAUACAUCGUCUUGAUCUUCUUCAUUAUAACAAAAAAAAAACUAUCUCCUUAGUCGUGUCAGCUCCAACAAACAGCAUCUUCACGACACACCACAGAUCCUGACGUCCAACUCGAUCUAUUCGAUUGUUUGCGUCUAUUUCUACAAGCAGACCUUUCCGGUCGUUUCCCAAGAGAUUCGCAACGGGUGCUAUUCGACCAUGGAUUAUUUGUUUGCCGUGAAUCUGGUGGCGAUCCCGGCUCAUGCCAUACUCGCGGCCGUGUCGAUGUAUGGUUCCAUCUACGUGCCUUGGUAUGGCAAUUGGAAUCUGGCAACCAGUCCAUGGGGGUUCAUCACGCAAUUUCUUUAUGGCCAGUGUCACUGAGUGAUGAAGAAAAUACAAAGCAAAUUUUUAUACUAGUAGCUAUGUAUGUUGUCGCUAUCCGUAUCGCCUACCCCUACGCUACUUGCAUUGAUGAUGAAAAAGCUAGAGCAGACCUUCUUCAGUCCCUCUUGAAGCUAGCCCUUUCCAUCAUAAUACUUUUCAAAAUUUCUAUUAAGUCAGGAAUAUUAUAGUUCUUCUUGUUCUUACUCUUACAGGUGCUUCACUACCACUACCACUAGCUCCUCCUCUUCUUCUUACAGCUGCUUCACUACCACUACCACUAGCUCCUCCUGUUCUUCUUCUAAUCAGAGCUGAUUCAGAUUUUCGAUGCCGUCGCGAGGGCCAGUAGCAUGAUGGGGCAUAUUGUGAUCGGCUUUGGAAGCAUGGUGCAGUUCUGGUACGCUUCGUUCUUAUUUUGCGCCAUGUUCUUGGAGCCGGAGUUGGUUCCGUGGCCUUUCCGGUUCUUCACCUACGUGUCGCCUCAUCGUCACGCCUUUCCGUUGUUCAUCUACUUAUGAAUGUGAAAGAUUCUCUCCUCUUCGACGAGUCCCUCUUGGUUCUCGUUGUAUUUUUCUCUGUUGGAGUCCUACUUCUCGGUUCAACAUCUCGCUGUUGUAGAAGUUGAUCAAUGAAUUAGUAUUUAAGCUGCUUUGUUCAGCUUCUAGUACUACGCUACGCCUACGCUAGAUCAGUCAACACAACGACCCUCCUGUAAGAAGUUAUCUCUAUCUCAUUGAUCAAGGUAGUAUUCCAAAGACCUUCUCCCUUCCUCGUCUAAUCAAUCCUGAGUUCUCUGAGCAGGACAGCUGGGAGGGUGCGGAUCGAUGCGCUGCUUUGGACUUGGCUCAAGUUGCACUGGGCACUGUCACGCCAGACGCAGCGUGCAUCUACCCGGAUGGCUAUGGCAUGGUGGGUUACAAAUGUCCGGAAGCAGCCUCGAAAAAUUUCAACUGCUGGGGAAAAUCCGGGAAAGAGGUAUUCUUAAUCUUAAAUUACGAGUUGUAGCUUUUUCAUAUUGUCGAUUGUCGUCGAACUCGAAGGAAACUAAUGUAGUAAUCCUAAGUAGUACGUAAGUAGUAGACUAUCUUCCUAAGCAAUGCUGUCAAUCUUCAUGUCAUCCCAUGCACAUCACAGAUUCUUCGUUCUCUCAAAGCCUUUUAUCCUGCUGUGGACACGACUUAAGGCAGAGUGUGUAGUCUUUCAUCAUCCAUUGUGAGGCGUCGUGAGUGGAAUCCACCUUCAUCCCCCUUGAAGAUCAUCUCCUUAAAUUUAUUUUAUUCCGAGGCUAAUAGAAAUAGAGUAGUCUCCUUCCACUCAUAAUUCAUGUAUUUUGAGGGGAAGGUGGAUGAGGGAUGAAAUCAUUAUGACUGCUACUCACUGGAGUGAGAACAAAGCCAUUCACUCGGCGGCACCAGGACGUUGAGCACUGAUGACUAGAUGAUAGACUACUCAAGUACAAAUUCUAAGGUAUGGAUGAGCACUUGGGAACACGUCUGAUCGGUCUGGUUGCUGUUGCCUUCUAUUAAGGGUCGUUUCCACUUUGCAUCCUUCACUCGUCCCAUCCUUGACUUAUCUUCCAGUGGGAAAGAGGUCAAGGAUCAUGAUUCGAAGAAUGCAAUGGCGGAACCUCUAACUUCAUUUCUCGCUCGUCCACUGCUUCCUCUUCACCAAAAAUGUGUGGGCUUCUGCGAAGCUCAGCGUAUCGGGACAAGGACCGCCCAAGGCUAUGGGCGGUAAUGUGAAGAAUAUGGCUUCCUCUUGAAGAUGAACUACUUAUACCACUUGCAGCUGUGUGUAUGAGUACGUGUGUUGUAGGGAAAAAUAUUUAAAGAUACAUAGAUACUUGUUUUUGCUUUUUUCUUAGUGUUCUCGUUUAGAUCUUAGCUUCAUUGUAGGGGUAGUUCUAGUCCUACUACUGAUUACCGUCUAUUCCUGUUAUUAUCAUUAGUGGUAGUAGUGCUUUAGCUUUUCUAGGAGGAGGUAUCGUCUUUCGGCUCCAUAGCUCCAUCCUGCCUCCUUAUGUGGUCAUGUUUGUAUUCCUGUCGUGAUUCAACUUAAUCACCUAGGAUACUUGUAUCACUACAUCAUGGAAGUUCUGAAAGAGAAAAACAGCCUGCUCCUUGUCCACUUCCUCCCCACCUUCAUAAAACAAGAAGCAGAGGAACCUGCGUCGACCGAGGUCGUAAAUGUCGACGUUGUGCCGUCCCUCAAGGAAGGUGAGUCUGCUGCUUCCACCGAUGCCAGUGGCAAUCCGCCUGUGCCCGCUUUGGAUACCGAGGCAACUAAGCGACAGCAGAGUAAACAGUAAGGCCUCCACGUACUGCUCUAAAAAGAUUCUACUUAAAAUACUGAGUAUGUAAUGGUUUGAAGUCGUCCCUAACCUCAACAUGUCUCUGAUUUCUAGAUGAUAUUUCUACGCGAUCAAGAAAACCUUAGAUGAUCAUGAAGUCAUGCUAUGAAGACAGAACUACUAGUCAGUGGAAAAUAGUCUUCUGAAAUUAGUACUAAAGUAACUUCUGAGUACUCGUCGUACUCCUUCCCCCAAGUAAGAUAGAUGAAACAGAACCAAGUACAACGGAAGCCCAUCUGCUAUUCUAGCUGGAUGAUCCCAGUAUCAUGUCCUAUCGUCCUACAUCAUGGUCAUUUACAUAGCUACUUACGCUCUUCUAAGUCCCAUCCGAAAUCAGCGAAGCUGCCGCCGCUCUGCAUCAGAUUCGUGCUUACAAUCCAGAAAACGCCGUUUCUUUCGCUUGUGAGAACCUGUCAGUGCAGAUCCGCAAGACGGGCCAGCUACUGGUCAACUUAUGAGCUUAGUAGGCUUAGGCAUUGGCAUUGCAUCUCCAUCAGUGUUGAGUCAUCACAUCUGUAUCUGAGAGAGAAAAGAAGGAGCGAAGAAGAAAAAGGCACGACUUUUCACGACCCAGGUGAAGUGAUCUCUGAAACAGAUGCAUUCCCUAUAGAGACAAACCAUUACUCACACUCAAAAACCAAACACAUUGUGAGUGUGAGUAAAGGUUUUCCGUCUAUAUUCCCUCCACCCAGAUCUUGAGCUGUGAGAUGCAUUUGCAUUUCCAGGUCAUCUACCUCUAAUAUUCAAGGUGUCAGUGCGCGCGAGUGGCGGACAGCUCUUCGCGAUGCUGGGUCCGUCGGGUGCUGGUAAGACGACCUGGCUCGAUGCAGUAACCUUCAAUUUGGCAGGAAACCUUAAGGCUCUCUGGUGAGAUGUAGUAGUGAGUCGAGGUAAUAUCCCAUGCAUGAUCCUAUCCUAUGCAUAAUAAUUCUAGCAUGGGCUUUUAGUUCUACAAGGAGCUCCUUUUGAUGCAUCCGUUUUCCACAUCCCCCACGACCUCCUCUAAUCCUCUGGAGAUGAAGGCUGACAACAUGCUGGUCAAUGGCCGCCGCAUCACGAAGCUCGAGGACCUCCAAAAUGAUUGCGUCUAUGUGCCGCAACACAUCCUGCUGAUCCCUACGCUUACGUGUCGCCAAAACCUGGAAUUCACUGCCAAAUUGGUUACCGGCUGCACCUCGAGUGAGGAUCCGAAGGUGCAAAGUAUGGUCGAUGACAUGUUGCCGAAGAUGGGUCUUGUGGAGUGCCAAGAUCAACAGGCUGGUGGCCUUUUGGGAAACAGCGGACUCACACCGGGACAAAAUUAUGCUCCUCAUAGAUGGCGCUAAUUUAUUCGAAAACUCAAAAUAAGCGAGUUACUGACUGAAAUAAGGGCGGAGGUAGCUCUAGCGGGCUGCUCUUCCUUGCUCACUCAGUAUCUCGGUUAUUCUGAUCAGUUACUUGCUUAUUUCAGUUUAUCGAAUACACUGAUUCAGUGAAAAAUACACGACAUUCUUUGCGUAUUAUACAGUUAUGAUUCUUCAGAAGCAAAAAAGAAGAAACGAAGUUAUUUCAUCGAUUAGAGGACUCGAAAUGAAACGUGAUGUUCCUAUUGUAAGGUCUAAGUAGUAAAAAGAGUAUAGCGUGCUCCUAUUCUUGUAAGGUCUAAGUAGUAUAUAUUAUAAGGUAAGUGGUAAAAAGAGUAUAAGUAUAUUAAAAAACCAAUCAAUGCCAAUGCACCACCACCGCUAUACAACCAUCUAAAACAAAAAACGUCUCUCGGUCGCUUGUGCGUUGUUGAAGUCGCCCUCAAUUGUGCUGUUGGACGAGCCGACUACUGGACUGGACUCUGCGAGCGCGUUUGUGAUGAUGUACUAUCUCCGUAAACUUGCUGCUGAGCGCAACAUGCUAGUGGUUUGCACGAUUCAUCAACCGAGUUUUGAACUCUACACUUUGUUUGACGAAAUUGCGAUUCUUAAGGCUACAACAACCACUAGUAAUAGUAAAGCAUGUGGUCCUUAAGUACCACAAGUAAUAGUAAAGAUUCUAAGGAACACUAGUAAUAGUAAAGCAUGCGGUCCUCAACAAACACCAUGAUGAUCCUUGGCGUUGGCUCUUUAUCUUUUUCUACUUACUUGAACAAGACGCCAAGGAUGCUACAGCAUCCUCAACAUCAACACCAUGAUCGAUCGCUGGCUCUUCUUUUUCUGCUCGAAAAAGAAGCUUCUCCCAAGGAGUAUAUGACUCCCACAGAAGUAGAUGCCAAUGCGGUAGCUCUAAGAUUCUGGCUGCUGGUAACACUGCAGUUUGCUGUCCCCGCUCUAGCGUCAAGAGCCACUUCGACAGCAUCGGCUAUCCAGUCCCGGCCAUGACUAAUUUAUGUUUUUGUUUUUAAUGUAUGCAGCUUUCCUUAUCUAUCCAUUUGAGCUGUAACCUAGUAUAUAUAGUCUUUAAUAGAAAUUGAAGAAACAUCACAUUCACGACAAUUAUCUGACUUUUUUAUCCUUGCACACAGUUGUUAGUCCUCGUCGAGACGAUCACUUGAUCAUGAGUAACUACAACAGUCCGUCGCUACACUGGUCGUAAAUUCACGCUGCUCCUCCUGUGACUGAGACUCUGUGCUGCUAGCUAUUUCUUAUUGGUGACGUGCGCGGUGGCCAGAAUGUAGUGGGGAUUAGUUUACCAACACAUAUUUAUACCUAGUCCUUUCAUCAUCAUGUCCACCUGUGUGCUGAUAGCUAUUUUUUAUUGAUGACGACCCACCAUGGUCAGCUUUCAUACUUUCCAGCCGAGUACUACCUGGAUCUGGUGAACGCUGAUUUUUCGUCGAAGGAGCAACAGGAAAAAAUCUUGGCGUCUUGGAAGACUAGCAACUAUAAUGAAAUAGCAUUAGCUGCUACCACGAAGGGAGCCGCUUCUCCUACCAAUUCCACUACCAGUCAAACAUCGAAGAAGGAGACUGCCAGUGCCUUCACUCUGUUCCGCAUUUUGCUUGCGCGAGAGAGCUACGUGACCCUUUGCUGCGAUCCAACGUGCUACAUUGCGCGCUUUUUAAGGCUCACGCUGCUCCUUUUAUUUUCUAAUGAACCCUCUUCCUUGAGAACGAACACGCAACUUCCAGAGACUACUUUUCAAGAAAGGGAAAAGGGCUCUUUUUCUUGUUAUACUAGAAACCACAGGUGAAAGUACUUCUACUUCUUAUUUAACAUCAUUCUUUCAUGUCAAUAUACAAGACCACUUUUUUUCGAAGUUUUUACUUAUCUCGAGAGUUUCAACAUCGCUUCCACUUCCUCGUCUUGUGUCCUCAUCCAUAGCUCUAAUCUUUCCUGUCUACCUGUUUACCUGUUUGUUCUUUUCCGUGGCCUACGCCGGACAUUGGGAAGUGAAUCAGGAGAAUGCGAUGUUCAAAGCCUGGCUCAUGGGAUGGUGCUUGUGUUAUGAAAAACUGAUGGUCGUUUUGAAGAUAUCUGAAUUAGAGAUGAUCAUGAGGCCUGCAGGCAGAGAGAAGCGGAAACUAACUGCAACAGCAGAGCUUUAUUUAUAAAAAGUGAGCGAGGAGUCACUCGUCGCGCUUCCAACACGAUAGAGAGACUCUACAACUCCUAGAUAAAAAGCACAGACAAUAUCACUCCACCGCUACUCCCACCUCCUACUCGGACUUCUUCUAAUCCUCCGGCGCUACUUUAUUCGCUGCUCCGGCAACGUUGUACUUGUGUCAAGGUUUUGGUUUGGUUAAAGCAGAGAUCCGAAAUGGCUACUACCCAGCCUGGGCCUACCUUGUGGCGGUUACCAUUUUAUGCUUGCCGAUCUGCUUUCUGCUGACACUCAUCACCACGCUUUUGCCGGUGCAUGCCGCGGGUACUGAAAAGAUUCUAAGUGAGUAAACUGAACCUAGAGAUACCAUUAGAAAUGAUUUUCUCUUCUACUAGUGUACUAGGAUUAGCAUAGAACUAGAAGUUAGAUGUCCUAGAAAAAUAUCUUCUACCACACAUGAUAUCUACAGGAGCCUAGAAGGACAAUAUACUGUAUCUUCCCCACAAGUGAAGCUGCUCAAGAUCAAUGAUCACACAUCCACACCCACACCUCUUCAUCAGGUAACAUCUGGUUUAAAUGGGGAGCUUACUCGAUGAGCAUUUUAAACCUGACGGUCUACUACAUCGCCUUCGAGUUCUUCUGUCACUUGGCGUCGGUGUUGAGCCAAAACAUUCUUGUCGGACUACUUGCGGUCAUUGUUUAUUGGUACUUUUUCUCAUUUCUUCGACUUCUUGGUGUUUGAGUGGCCUUAGAAAUGAUUCUGUAUCUUUAAUACUUGAGCAUGUAACUUGUAAUAUCACCCUCGGCCUCGUCAUGGUUUAUUCUCAGCUGCGUCUUCGCCGGCAACUUAUCGUGGCGCCGAUACCUUGAGAGAGCGUGGUCGUCCAACUGAAGAUUUGAGAGCGGAAGUAAAAGAUAAGUCCCACCGCCUCCACCACUUCAUAAAAAAAGGUACACCGCCUUCCUCUUCUCAGCAAAUAAUUCCCACCGCCUCCACCACUUCAUAAAAAAAGGUACAACGCCUUCCUCUUCUCCGGAUUGCUGAUCAACCUCGAUGA